CUCUCUCGAUUGUCGAUACAAUCGAUGGAUUGUGCAUUGCGUCUCAUAUUUUGCCAACAUUGUGUUCCGUUAGUUGGUGCUUUGAGCAGCAAUCACGGUAGAUGUGUUGAAUCACACAGCGUGUACGAAUGCAGUAUUUCGUCGCAUUCCAAACAGAGCACACCGACUCUCUUUCCAGCGGAGCACAUUGUCUCACUCUGUGUGUAUUUUUUUAUUCGCGUCAUUUUUUGUCAGACUUUAAGUUUUGUGUAUAAUAUUUUGUAUUGAAUAAAUUGUAUUUUUCGAAAUGAGUCGACGAAGAUCGGUAUUCGAGUUGACCAUUGUUACACAAAGUCAAUUGAAGCAGCAAGAAGAGCCACUUUCAAACGAAAUCGAUCAAAAUUUACGAACACUCGCAUUGGUGUACCCGUUGUCCGACGCCGCGAAGCCGCUCUUGGUCAAGAAUGCAUUUGUGAAAGCUAACAAAGUGGCGUUUCAUCAUGUCUUUCAUUAUUUGGUCAAUUUGAUCAUCAGCGCCGUGGAAUAUCGUAAGCGUUUUCGUUGGCCAAUCGUUUCAUCGAAAGAGGAUGCCGAUUUCCGAGUCGCAGUUUUGGCAUAUUUCAAUGAGUGUCACAGGAACUUCAAAUGGACGAUCGGCCCAUUCAAAAUGCAAGUGGUUCACUUUCCUGGCGGCGUAGAAUUCAUGAAAAUCAUCGUGGAAUUAUCGAAAGCAGCGAUGCACACGGUCCUGAAGGAGAAUGACAGUUUGCAUUUGAUCAAUUCGAAUGGGAUGGGUUUGCGCGAGGCACAGGCAAAACUACAAGCAGCUCAAUGGUCAUGUGCGGAAUGGGAAAAACAUGGCAGUAAAUUUCGGGAAUUGUGCGCCGACGUGAAGCAACGAACAUGCCGCUUGCAAGAAGUGAUGUGUCGCAUGUUAAUAAACACGACGAUUACGGAGAAGAUGAUUUGUGAAGGCUUCUUGGCUGACUGGGAAGCAAAUCAGCACGAAAUCAUUGACAAAGAAAUCAUACCGAAACUUCAACAGCUCGAGAAUUGGUUCACAAAGUGCAACUCCUUUGAACAACAGCUGAUGGUCACCAAACCAGCGCAGCUUAGCUUCGAUAAGGAUAAGAUGAGUGCACUCGGAUUGUUACAAGUGGCAGAACUUUUUAAUCCCCAAAUUGAUUACGAUAAACUGUAUGCGUGGUUUAUUGGUGCGAUGCCAGAGUUAAUUAAUGCGCUGUACUUUAAACCACCAUGGUCUUUGUCGCGGCUUAAAACGGAGUCCCAAUUACUGGACCAAUGUUUACGACGCGCUAACAUAUUAUUCACUCGUCUCGAUAUGAUCACAUUGGAGUUGCCACUGGAAAUGAAUGAAGCUUCUGAUGAAACUGCAAGAUCAGGCACACAGCUCAGUGAUUGGCACUUGAUGUUGACACCGACAAUGAAAUGCCCGGUGAAUAAAGAUGUUCGCCUAAACAUUUGGGAAGCUCUUCCCGCAAUGGAUUUGCCAGUACGAAUAAUGCAGCCGACAACGAUGAUACACAACUCGACAACGAGUAGUGAUGAUACCUCAGGUUUCUCUGAUGGAUCUGGAUCGACCGAUAUCACAGCAGUGCGAACCAUGUCCACUAAACUGGAUCCAAUGGCAAUGUUGAACACGGCAAUGCAGCGCAACAAGGGACUCAACAAAACAAAGUCCAGCCCACGUCGAAAUGCGUUCGCAUCGUCACCGUCGAGAUCGAACAUGCCGGCAUUCCACAGUACAAUGAUUCCCGAGGUCGUUGAAGAUCAAUUGAAAAGUCCGAACACUAAAAUGAAACCGAAUCACGUCGACUUUGGCCCAUUGCGUAAAAGAUUAUUUUAGUCUGCCGAAUGCGCAAGGCUUAUUGUUCAUGGCUAGAGCCAUAGAUUUCACUUUUUCUAUUGUUAGAGCAUGAAUUGAUUUGAAUGUGCCGAAAAGAUAGACAAGAGCCGCUUUUCGAAGCCAUUUAACAUUCAAUCAAACAGUUCCAUUUGUUAUUAUGAAGAGAACAAGCAAGAAAAUUAAAUUUGUUGAUCGAAUUGCGAAUUAAAUAAAUAAAAUUCAGUAAAAUUGUGAGAAUUCCAUGAAAAAA
Molecule: messenger RNA, 2096 nt
Organism: Sitodiplosis mosellana (orange wheat blossom midge)
Lineage: Eukaryota; Metazoa; Arthropoda; Insecta; Diptera; Cecidomyiidae
Exons: 5
Coding region: 287-1846 (519 amino acids)
Source: RefSeq, a predicted model, not a curated record